Molecule: messenger RNA, 2956 nt
Organism: Alosa sapidissima (American shad)
Lineage: Eukaryota; Metazoa; Chordata; Actinopteri; Clupeiformes; Clupeidae
Gene: angptl1a
Product: angiopoietin-like 1a
Exons: 5
Coding region: 154-1608 (484 amino acids)
Biological process (GO): cell surface receptor protein tyrosine kinase signaling pathway
Source: RefSeq, a predicted model, not a curated record
ACACCAGUUGGAGCAGCUGCACAUGUGAGCAUCUUCUCACGCAGGCACAGCACUGCCACUAAGGAGAAGCACUCAGCAGAGCUCGCCAGAGGAGAAUCGCAGCAGACGGAGACGUGCAAGGACUUCAGGAACGGGAGAGGAGAAGAGUCGGUCAUGAGACGAGGGGUGACGUGGUGGCUCUGUGCCACGCUCUGUCUGUCCGCUUGGGGCUUUGCCCGCGCUAGCCGGGCGAGUCAACACCCGUUGCAGACGAUGAGGCGGCAGCGGAGAGCGGCCAACGACGACGCCAACAAGAAGUGCAGCUACACCUUCCUGGUGCCGCAGCAGCGGAUCACAGGGCCCAUCUGUGCCAGUGCCACGGGGCCCGAGCCGGACAAGGAGCGCGUGACGCGCAUGGACAUCUCGGACCUGCGCGAGGUGCUCAACAAGCAGCGGCGCGAGAUCGAGACGCUGCAGCUGGUGGUGGACGUGGACGGCAACCUGGUGAACGAGAUGAAGCUGCUGCGCAAGGAGAGCCGCAACAUGAACUCGCGCGUCACGCAGCUCUACAUGCAGCUGCUGCACGAGAUCAUCCGCAAGCGCGACAACUCGCUCGAGCUGGCGCUGCUCGAGAACCGCGUGCUCAACGCCACGUCCGAGAUGCUGCGGCUGGCCUCGCGCUACCGCGAGCUGGAGGUGCGCUUCGGCCUACUGGCCGGCGUCGUCAACAACCAGUCGGCGCUCAUCGCGGCGCUGGAGGACCGGUGCCUGCAGGCGUACGGCGGCGGACGCCACGAGCUGCCUGCCGUGCCCCCGCUGGUGCAGGUGGUGCCAGAGAGCCUUCCGGUCAACAGCGGGCGCUUCACUAACGAGAUUCAGCGCGUCCACAACCGCGCGCUACCCCGCGGAUCGCGCAUGGACCCACCGCCCACACUCAGUCCUGUCGGAGUGCCACCACCAACACUCAGCACUGAAGGGCCAUUCAAGGACUGCUACCAGGUGCGUCAGGCGGGCCACAAGGCGAGCGGGAUGUACUUGCUGAAGACCGAGGGCAGCGACCGGCUAAUCCAAGUGUGGUGCGAGCACGGUUUGGACAACGGAGGCUGGACCGUCUUCCAGAGGAGAAAAGACGGCUCUGUGAAUUUCUUCAGGAACUGGGAUAACUAUAAGAAGGGCUUUGGGAACAUAGAUAGCGAGUACUGGCUGGGCCUGGACAACAUCUACAACCUGACAAAGCAGGGCGACUACCGGCUCCUGAUAGAGCUGGAGGACUGGGUGGGCAAGAAGGUGUACGCCGAGUACAGCAGCUUCCGCCUGGAGUCUGAGAGCGAGGGCUUCCGUGUUCGCCUGGGCACCUAUCAGGGCAACGCCGGAGACUCGCUCGGCAGCAACAACGGGAAGCCCUUCACCACACUCGACCGCGACAGGGAUGCCUUCUCAGGUAACUGCGCCCAUUUCCAUAAGGGGGGUUGGUGGUACAACGCCUGUGGCCAGACCAACUUGAACGGCGUGUGGUACAGUGGCGGUGUCUACCGCAGCAAGUUCCAGGACGGAGUCUUCUGGGCCGACUACGGGGGAGGCUUCUACUCCAUGAAGGCCGUCCGCAUGAUGAUCAGGCCGAUUGAUUAAUAGACUUUUCAUAAACACUCUUCCACCAGACAGACACACAUUCACACAAACACAGACACUCCUCCCUAAAGGCCUCUAAAAUCCCUCCUAACACUUACAAUCCCUAGUCACAUAACUCAUGGUUGAUGUUAAAUUAUACAAUGCCUUUAAAAAACAAAAAAAUAAUAGCGCUCCACGUCCUGGGCCUCUCCCACAUGGGUCUAUGAGGAGGGACGUUUACUCUGGGGGUAGGCCGCGCACACACACACACACACACACACACACACACACACACACACACACACACACACACACACACACACACACACACACAGACACACACACACACUUGCACAGCGACAGUCCACCUUUGUCUGGUGCUACACACACACACACUGCAUUUUGACACAUAGGGGACAUGGAGCUGUGGAAAAAGAGAAAAAGAGAGGGAGAAAACCAACCUUAUUCUGUACCAUUUGCUUCCAGUCGUUCUCUCCUACGUCUGUUAAAAUGUAAUCAAUACAUUCAAUCUCCUUUUCUACUCUCUCUACUGUUGGAUGUCUGCUCACAUUCCUUGGUUCAUCCAUCCAAUUUUCUCCAGUUUUGCCCACUGUCAGUAACUUCUUUCACUCUUAAAGUGGAAGCCCCCGAAUGAAAUAUUUAGUUACAAUAUGUGCCAGAGGGAAGACACUCUGUAGUGUGGAACUGUUGUGGUAUAUGCACACAUAAACAUAGAUACACAUAGACACACACACACACAGUUGUUUAAAGUAUACAGUAUGUUUUUGUUACCCCACAAGCACAAAGAGGACUUGAGAAAUCUGUGCCUCUCUGAUGUGGAGAUGGCUUAGCUAGCGUUUAGUAUGUAAAUAUAUGGUACUGUAUAUUGCUUGUGAUUUGUGCAAGUUAAUUUAAGGUCUGUGGCUUGUUCAGGUCCAUGAUGUAAACUGCACCUCAUUCAACACUCCCAGUCAGCUAUUUAUCUUAUUUAUAAGGAUUAAGCAAUAGCGCUCUUCUACUUUACUUAUUCUGGUUACCAUGGAAAGUGUUUUCAUGUGUAUAUGUCACACGAACAACAACAUUCCAAAUAUACAUGCAUUUCCAUGAAUAAUCCAAAUUCUAUAGUACAAUCACACCAGUAAUAACAAGAAAGGACCCACGAUAGCAUGGAGAGCUAAACAAUGCCGAGCUCUCGCUUCUCCGGCCUCACGCGGACGGCCACCUUCUGCUACGCAACACGUGAAGACUAUGACUGACCGGAGGUGGAACCUAUUAACCGGUGCGGCACCGUCCCCUGCCUUGACGCCAACACCCCGUACUAAAGAUGGAAAGAGUACAAAAAAAAAAUCUAAUAAAACACUCUGCCGUC